Molecule: messenger RNA, 3101 nt
Organism: Daucus carota subsp. sativus
Lineage: Eukaryota; Viridiplantae; Streptophyta; Magnoliopsida; Apiales; Apiaceae
Exons: 24
Coding region: 148-2736 (862 amino acids)
Biological process (GO): protein dephosphorylation
Cellular component (GO): protein phosphatase 4 complex; nucleoplasm
Molecular function (GO): protein phosphatase activator activity
Source: RefSeq, a predicted model, not a curated record
UGAAUUUACAUAAAUAAAUGGAUAUAUAAACCCGAGAGACUGAGAGAGCGAGAGGAGACGUACUGUGACAGACGCGGCAGUUAGGGUUUCCCGCUGAUCCACCACUCUAACUUAAUUCUCAAUCUCCCCAUCACUUUUAGAGCUCUGAUGGUUGAUCAUUCUCCUUUGCAGCUUGUUAAGGUGUACCACUUAAAUACUGAUGAGAAGUGGGAUGACCAAGGAACUGGGCAUGUUACUGUUGAUUAUCUGGAGAGAUCAGGAGAACUUGGCUUGUUUCUUGUUGAUGAAGAGAAGAAUGAAACAUUACUCUUGCAACGUAUUAGUUCAGAAGACAUAUACAGAAAGCAAGGAGAAACAAUAAUUUCUUGGAGAAGUCGGGAGCGUUCAUCUGAGAUAGCUCUUAGCUUUCAAGAAAAAACCGGCUGCUCCUACAUAUGGGAUCAAAUAUGUUGUGCUCAAAGGAGUCUGCAGUUUAGUACUAUUAACAACGAUGCACAUCAUGCCAUGAACAAUGAUCUAAGAGAGUUGCCUCCAGUUGAGCUAUCAACACUAGCUCUAAUACAUAAGACCGUAGUUGAGGGUAGCAUCACCGAUCAAUGUCGGGUGACAGAACUCAUAGUACAUGAUCAAGGUUUUUUACGGAAGCUGAUGGACUUAUUUAGAGUUUGUGAAGAUUUGGAAGAUAUUGAUAGUCUUCACAUGUUAUAUAGAAUAGUCAAAGGGAUCAUUCUGUUUAAUAGUCUGCAAAUCUUAGAGAGAGUACUUGGGGAUGAAUUGAUCAUGGAUCUCACUGGAUGCCUUGAAUAUGAUCCUGAGAUACUUCAUACCCAUCAUCGCAAAUUUCUAAGAGAUCAUGUUGUAUUUAAGGAGGCCAUACCUAUAAAAGAUCCCCGAGUUUUGUCGAAGAUCCACCAAACAUACAGAAUUCGUUAUCUUAAGGAUGUUGUUCUGCCUAGAGUUUUGGAUGAUGCCACAAUUGGAAGUUUAAAUUCAAUGUUACACUCAAAUAAUGCAUUUAUUAUUACUAUGCUUAAAGAUGAUUCUACCUUCAUUAAGGAAUUAUUUGCACGCUUAAAUGCCCCCGUCAACUCUGCAGAGUCGAAGAAAAAUAUGGUGCUUUUCCUGCAUGAGUUUUGUUGUCUAAUCAAGAGCUUGCAAACAGUACAUCAGUUCAGAUUUCUAAGGGAUCUCAUAAAUGAAGGCAUCAUUGACGUCAUUGCCGGCAUUCUGCAGAGUGAAGACAAAAGGCUUAGAUUAACAGGCGCAGACAUCCUUAUUCUUUUUCUGAAUCAAGAUCCAAACCUUACAAUCUGUUCUCUCACUCGGCAAAAAGGUGUUCCUCUUGUUGGGCUUCUGGUCAAAGGCAUGCUUACAGAUUUUGGAGAUGAUAUGCACAACCAGUUUGUUGAAAUUCUCCGUAAUCUUUUGGAUGGCUCUGCUUCAGGAUCACAGAGAGAUACGAUCAUUGAUAUUUUCUAUGAGAAGCACUUGAAUCAAUUGAUAGAUGUCAUAACAUCAUCUAUUCCUUCGAAUGGUGCCCGCAAAGUUGCUAGCUCUCAGUGUAUGCCGAGGGAAAGUAGGGUGAAACCAGAGAUACUUCUAAUCAUCUGUGAUCUCUUGUGCUUCUGCGUAUCACACCAUUUUAAUAGAAUAAAGUGCAACUUCCUUACUAACAAUAUCAUUGAUAAAGUUCUAAUUCUUACUCGAAGAAGGGAGAAAUACCUUGUAGUUGCUGCUGUUCGGUUUUUCCGAAUUCUUGUAUCAUGGAAUGAUGAUCGUGUAAUGAAUCAUAUCGUGAGGAACAACCUUUUGAAACCUAUAAUUGACGCUUUUGUCCAAAAUGGAAGACGUUACAACCUGUUGCAUUCCGCUGUUCUGGAGUUAUUUGAGCAUAUCCGGAAGAACGAUUCGAAGGUACUACUCAAGUAUCUAGUUGAGUCCUUUUGGUUUCAGUUGGUCGUAUUUAACUUACCUUCAAUUCAUUCUUUGAAGGUUAGAUAUGAGCAGUCCCUUGAGAUUCGAGAAGAACAUGGUCCAACUAAUGUAUUAUACUCAAGAAGACGAACAGAUGAAAUUGCAUUGGAUAAAGAAGAGGAGGAUUACUUUAAUGGGGACAGUGAUGAAGAAGACUCAGCAUCUGGAUCACUGUCUCGAGGCGAGAGAUCAAUUUUUGUCUCAAAUGGAUCUGCUUUAAGCCAGCCUUCAGUAAGUUCAAGAAGUUGUAGACCUGUUAACCAUGCUGACAAUGGCGAUGUCGAGAAAUACAAACCACCUCCUAGGAAACGCUCAGAAGAGUCUGAAGAAAAUGCUGCAGAACCCGUUAGAUUAAAGCGAAAGUUUUCAUCCAUGGAGGAGCCAAGGCAUUUUAAACGACAACGUUUAUGCAUAAAUCCGAAGUCAAAAGAUAGUGUAUUCGCUGCUUUGUGCUCAACAUUAAGUCAAGUAGUCUUACCCAGCAAGAAAAUAGCAAGUUCUGUGCAUACAGUUCCACGUUCAGCCUCAAUUAAGAUUUUUAGUGAAUUGAAUAACGAAGAGGGAUCCAUCUGCUGUUCUCCAAAGAGUUCAGAUGUGGAAAAUCAUGCAGAUAAGGAGCCACUCCCUUCCCCUAAAAGCUGUCCUGAUAGCCUGCUCUGCCUUCCAGCAAAAAAAGAGAGCAGUGAAGACGACUUCCCUUUGGUAUCCCCAAAUUCCUCUCCUGAAAUGACUGUUAAUGGAUUCUAUGAACAAAAAUUGUGAGUUUGUCUGCUUUAAUUAAUGAUGUCAUUUCUAGGGAGGCUGUGCUACUAAUGCACGAUUUUGCAGCAUAAAGGGGGAUGAAAAUGUAUAGAGCCACUGAAAGGGGUGCAGCCGCAGGUUCAAGAUAUCUAUAUUAUUAGCUUUCAUAGCUCUGUAGUCCUCAGUAAAAUUCUUUUUCUAUAGAUGGUUCUGAGAAAUCAUUUUUACUAGAGGGUGCAAGUGCAUUUCUGCUGCAUAUAGUUUUUUUGAUCUGUGCGGUUUCUGCAUGGAAUUUGUUUUCUGGUAAUUGUGGUUACACCUGACUACCUGAGGUAUAUCAUAUCUUAGUUAAAAAAAGAGGUAUAUGUAAUUUAGUAUAGAUGGUC